Messenger RNA from Neohortaea acidophila, 1741 nucleotides. Its product is annotated as FAD dependent oxidoreductase. The record is from RefSeq and is a predicted model, not a curated record. NCBI's taxonomy places the organism in Eukaryota, Fungi, Ascomycota, Dothideomycetes, Mycosphaerellales, Teratosphaeriaceae. Bases 178 to 1518 code for a protein of 446 amino acids. Gene Ontology annotation, molecular function: sarcosine oxidase activity; flavin adenine dinucleotide binding; proline dehydrogenase activity. The transcript has a single exon.
UUCCAUUUCCAUGCUGCACGACUCCACUCCUGCGCCCUAUGGUUUUACAUCUUUACACGACUUAAGGAUAUUAAACCGACCGCCUUGGUCAUGUCAAUCGCUUCAUUCAUCGCAGCAUCUCCGAGUCAAUAAAUUGCUCCCCUUCGUCCAGGGUAUCAUUCAUCAGUGCCAACCAACAUGUCCAGCAUUCCCUCUUCAAUCCUAAUCGUCGGAUCGGGAGUCUUCGGCCUAGGGACGGCGUAUGCCCUCACACAAAGGCCAGAAUUCAAAGACACUAAAAUCACUCUACUCGAACGCCUUCAAUUCCCCGCUCACGAUGCAUCAUCCGUCGACUCAUCCCGCAUCAUCCGCGCCGACUAUCCCGAUGCCGCAUACUCGCGACUCGCAGCUGAAGCACUGCAGAUCUGGCGAGGAGACUUUGGUGCUGACGGCAGGUACAAUGAGUCCGGCCUCUGCAUCGUGCUCGGCAAAUCAGACUCGGAGCUGGGCAAGGCGUACAUGGAAGGCUCGCUGAAGAAUGUGCAGGAGAAACUUGGGUUGAAGGUGGGGCGUAGGGAGGAAGGAGGGCAAUUGACUGUCUUGGAGAAUGAAGCUGCUGUCAAGGAGAUUCUGGGCAGUAUGGGGGGCGAGGUGGGCCAGAGCGGCUAUGUGAAUUGGACGUCGGGGUGGGCGAAUGCGGAGGCGGGACUGACGCAUAUGCGAAAGCUGGCAGAGGCGACGGGGAGGAUCGAGUUUCGAACUGCAGAGAUCAAGCGGCUCUUGUUCGAAGAUGGUAGCGCGGUGGAAGGUGCGGAGCUCGUGGAUGGACAAACAGUCAAGGCAGACUUGACCAUCCUGGCAACCGGAGCGUGGAGUCCGAAGUUCAUCGAUCUCCGUGGCAUCGCGAGUGCUUCCGGACAGGUGCUAUCCUACUUCAAAGUCUCCAAAGAGGAGCAAGCACGGCUCGGGGGAAAUCCAGCAUUGUUGGACGAGAGCUACGGCUUCUACAUCAUCCCGCCCCUCGAGGGCGAGUUGAAGAUUGCCAGGCAUGGAUAUGGCUACGCCAACUUACAGACAAUCCCGCAUCCUGAGCGGCCCGACUCUGGUGAAACUAUCAUAGUCAGCCUGCCUCGGACGAAAGAAGAUGUCCAUGGACUGGGCGUUCCUCCCGAGGCAGAGCAAGGCUGCCGCGAGUUUGUCGCAAGUCGCAUACCAGAUCUCGCCGACCGGCCUUUCUCCAAGACGAGGAUCUGCUGGUAUACCGAUACGCCCAAUAGUGACUGGUUGAUUGAUCAUCAUCCGAAGUACAACGGACUAUUCGUGGCCACCGGGGGAUCUGGCCAUGGAUACAAAUUCCUCCCGGUGAUUGGCGAGAGAGUGGUCGAUGUCUUGUUGAGGCAGGAUAGAGAUGAGCUUGGAGCAGAGCUGAGGAAGAAAUGGAAGUGGCCAGAGAAGAGACAUGCUUCUGAUCACAUCUGGACAGACGACUGGAGAGGUGGACGAAAGGGAAUGAUUCUGGAUGAGGAGUUUGCAAAGUGAGAGAAAUGUAAAAUGAUUCGGGAUCUACCGUGGAGAAAGGGAGCCGACUAUUUGUCGUCGAUAUCAAAGUGAUGUAUCGCAAGUAGUGAAGUGAUGGAUGCGAGGCUGAAGUGAAUGUACCGUUCGUCUCGUGAAUGCACGUCGGCUGCGGCUCGGCCCGCUGCGGACACGUUGACUCUGCGGCAACCGAAGCGCCAAGCCUCCGUGCCCCCCUUUAUAUUGG